AUGGACGAGAACAAAUGGCGGAUUCAGGGUCUGGAAUUUCAACAGGUGACUCAAUUCACCCCAGUGCACUCCAUUCCACAGAAUUAGCUUGAUCUAUGCAGGCAGCGUACUCACGCUAUCUAUACAGCGGUAUACCUAAUCAGAGUAGCCAAAAAUAAAAGAUGAACGACCCCUCUGAGUAGGCCAUGGUCACUCCAGUCAACUUUGGCCCAAACGUUUUGGACGCGUAUAUGUGUUAUUAGGAGUAUGUGCCCUUUAAAAACAACCAGAUCGCUAUAAAUACACUUGUUUGCACUGUGUAUGUAGGCCAAUAUAAAUAUUCUUGCCAAAAUGAAUGGCCAUUGACACUUCCAUUGUAAGUAAAACAAUCAAGAAACAUCAGCAGGUUUGACACAGAGAUCGGAUUGCAGUAGGACAGGACCGGUCAGACUAGUCAUUGGAAACGAAAAGUUUAUGAGGUCAGACUUCAUGUGGCUUGACUGGCUCAGGACACAAAAUACUUCCACUGGGCACGACUUACCAGACUGAACAUAGGUACUGGCUAAAAGCCCAGGCGUGACUUACGCCUAUAUCCUGGCCCAACAUGACACAGCUACGACAGGUGUGGCCCACCAACUGUUUUCAAUGUGCUUUCUGGCACAUACUCCAGUUCUGAAAUUUCCCUUUUUCCUCUUCCCAAAAAGCAAUGAGCUAGCAUGGAAUGAAUCAUUCGGCAUAAAACCUUCGAGGCUCAGUCCGAAAGUUGAUAUGAAUACCUAAGCCAAAAUCCAUCGGUUUCAGCGGGAUAGUUUACCACACUGACAACACAGAUACUAGCUAAAAUCUCAGACACGUACUUCGCCGAUAUUCGGUCGCUGCAUGAGGCGUCGGGCUCAUCAGCAUGGACAAUUUUACACCAUGCAGGCACUAGGCAGGAUAAGCCCCAUGAAAUAUCCAGCAACCUUAAUCCAAAAAUCAUUCAAAUAUCUAUCCGAGCAGAACCUCGUUUUCUUUAUAUAUAUGUAUAUAUACGGUAGGGGGCGCUCAUCGAUCGUUCUUACGUAACUCACUCGUUCCGUUGUGCCUUAUGAACUCCCUCCCGAGCCCAAACAGCAGCUGCUCGGCGGUGCAUGAUAUAGGCAGAAUGAUAUUGCUGACAAAGGGAGACUGGAAGGGCCAUUGGUGGUUUAUUAGCCAUCGUCAGCCAGUCAUACCCAACUCCGAAGUGUGGCAUAUCCGAGGCUCGAACUUGCGACCUGUUUGUUAGAAUUCCACGCCUCUUAUCACUGGGCCACGAGCCCGUUGCCCUGUCGCUUUUCGAUACCUGAGGGUGCCCGGUCUCAGUCCCAUACCAGUACAGAAAUAUGGCGCAAAAAGCAAAUGUCACUGACAACAGGAUAAUUGCAUGUUUGCUUUGAGUUGAAUAUCAUAUGAACUGUUCUUAUCAGCCAUUUGCGUAUUGCCCCUUAGUAUAUUGUACUAUGUGUAUAAUACUGUCCGCCCGUUGGCAGGCUAUGAAUAUUACGCGGUUAGCCCGCUAGAGCUAAUGGAUUUCGGCUCAUAUAUUUAUAUCAGCCUCCGGACUGAGCCUCAAAUGUUUUAUUCCGAAUGAUUUACUUCACGUUUCCUGAAAGCGUCACACGCCAAUGGGCAGACCCGAACGAGUAGGUCAGAUUUGUGGGCUUGCGCGGGACUGAGUGAUUGAGUAGGCAAAGUCUGAGCGAGUAAAUCAGCCUUACGGUCAGACUCCAUGUUAAUUCUUACCCUCAUGCAUUUCGAAAGCCGAUAUACCUGUUAAGCAGGCUGUUUAUCUGAGACAACGUGCGUAGUCGAUGCCUAUGUGCUUGAAUAUGUGAAAGCCACCUAGCCCCCGCCCAACAAGGAGCAUAAAAUUCAUUCAUCCGUGCGUGCGUGCGUGCGUGCGUGCGUGAACGUCGCCUCGGCUUGAACGCAGGGCUGUAUGCGAAGACCUUCACCUGUUGGGCAACCUGUCAACGUUUCGAGGUCGUCGAACAGGGCGUGUAAAAUUCAUGCGGACGUGUGCCUGCCUGCGGGCGAAUGUUAAGAUAACCUGCAAGGACCAGUGUAAAGGUUAAGCCAAUUACAAGUACAAGGCUAGCCUUCCCGUUUAGCCUCAACUGACUGUGAUAUUAUCAGGGUUAGUGCAUUAAUUUCUGCUAUUAGAAAGCUAAGAUAAUUCCAUUUAUCAAUUCUCUCAAAAAAUUAUUCAACAAUCUUGCAAAGUAUGGUUUGUGCAUUCGAAUGGUAGCCGAAAGGCUACGACAGUUAUUGAGGUCUGAGUUUAGGCCGUUUCCCUGAGAUAGUUUGUCUGUUAAAUUUGGUAGCAUCUUCAAGCGACGAUGGAAUUACCGGCAUUUCUAAACAUGGCAAUGAUCUUGUCCAUGUACUGCAGUUCACUGCUCUUUCGGUCAUACUAAUCCUAAGCGGUUUGUAUCAUGCAGUUCAUGGGUCGUCGCUUGAAAUUUGUAAAAUAUUUUUUGAAUUUUACUCAUUAACGCUGUGAGGAAUUACAUGCUCCUUUGGUAUUUCAAAUGAGUAAAAUAGUUACUGCAUACAACAUAUUAGACUAAAAAAAAGAAACUCAUACAAAACGCGAGUCUCCAGGCAUGGUCUAGUCACCGUAUACCCCUUGUGUCUGGAGAAUUUUCACCGAACUUCUGCUUCUCCCAAACCAAAAACGUGCAUACACUCUCCGUUUCUGAUCAUGCUUUCGUGUGUAGUUAUAGAAUUUGGAACAUUCCCCAACAAUUUCUGACAAAAAGCUCUCGUAAGUACAAUAACAGUUGUCAGUUAAGUAUCGGGAUUUCUAUUUCUUAUAAGUUCAUCCACUCCUACUUGUUAUAAUCGGGUAUUUAGCCGGUAACCUUGGAAUAAGCUCGCUUCUCCUCCAAACUGAUAACAAACUGAAAAAAACGAGAAAGUAUUUGCUGAUCAUUGUAGGGAUAUGCUUGGUUCCCAGUUGUCUUAUCCAAAAGAAAAUACUUGUUGGGUGCAAUCUCCAUGAAAUGAAGGAAACAGAUGACACCGAAAGAGUUCCGGCCUGAUUAUGGUAUCCUGUUGGCUAAAAAUGAACUGGAAGACUGGAGGUUUGAGAUACUCUAAAAGAAUAUAAACAGACGUAAGUUGAGAGUAGAUGUUACAUUCCCAAAACGCUUUGGGUCAUAGUCACAAAAAAAUAAUGUCCUUUAUAAGUUCAGACAUAUCACUCUGCUAACCAUAAUAUGUUCUAGGAGCAACACGGAUCAAAAUCGUUUUCAAACUGUCUUAAAAAUAUUCUAAGCAUAUUUACUGCCUUUUGAGAAGAUGAAUUAUUGAUGGAAGAGGCCCUGUUUGGUCUGAGCAGAUAGCUUGCCUGACUUUUGACACCAAUUCAAGAGUAAUGAAGACCGUAGAGUUCUGAAUUAGCAGAAUUAAUACACAAAGACCCGCAAACGGGUCUGCCAGCUCCCCCCUCCACCCACCUCCUUCCAAGAUAAGGCAAGAUUUAACAUUUAAUGGCAAGGUUCACGAGGAGUUGGACGCCCAUCAGCCAUCAAAGAGACUAGGCAAAAUAAAAGAGCGUGAGAUAGAAAAAAAGGAAAAACUUGACGACAGAUGCACUAGUUGUACCGGGACUCGAUAAGGAUAGAUGAUAGCUUGGUUCUAUAUUAAAAAGCCGUUAAUUGAUUCUGAUAAUAACUCUCCGUUGGGGCAAUGCUGAUAGAACCUCACUUCGCUGUUGCCGCUGACACGAAGGUCCGACGUUAUUCAUGGAACAUCCGUGCAACAUGCCUGGGCGUAUUUAUGUCUACGAUCAUCUUUCCCGGUCAAGUGUAUAGCUGACUGGCGGAUCUCGUUGUGCAAUGGACAGAGAGCCAUCUUGCACAGCACCUGCAUUCGAGCUUCGCCAUGCCAAAGUUUACUUAAUAAUGCUCAUAAGCUGGUGUCAGAAAAAACGUUAUUUCCAGCAGGAAUGCAUAAGUCCAGAAAACCUAUCGUCUUAGUUUCGCGUGUCGUUAUAGGUCUAACUAAACAAUUACCUACCUGGUUGCUCGGCUGUCUGGUUGAUCAUCAACCGAUGUUGACCCCUAACGCCCUCGGUGGGGCUUAUUUAUUUUGGGAGCCACAUGGGUGUGUGUGUGCUAAUUUCCAUACGGAUAUAUAUCCCUUUUGUUCCGACAGGGACUGAUAGGUGGCAUAGCAUCCAUGGACUUUAUUUUGGUGGUGUUCAUGACUCACUGGAUAAGUCUACGGGGUGUUGGGGUGUCCAGUUUUGGGUCCACAUGAUGGUCGUAGUGGGUCGCUCAUUUGCUUGUAGGUGUAGACUACGCCUAGAGCCCACUAACUGGCAUCCAACUCUUACAUGUGGCUCCCCGAAGCUAGGCUCUGCCUAGCGGCCACACCCCGGUAACCGUCUCGACAAGCGGGAUAAACCAUGUGAGAGCAUCCGUGUGUGCAUCUCCGCACACAGUGACUUGACUCCGCUCCGCUCGCACCAUCGCUGGCCGGAUGGAACACCGCCUCGGCAUCUCCGAGAUGAGGCUCCGUCUACAACACCGUCGGAAGCCACCAGCACUCAGCAAGCUACAAAGAUCUCCCUCUUUCUUCUGCUUCGCGCCUAUUCUCAACCCACAUCCCCUGCCGCUCACUCUCUACCCUCUGUUUCACUCUACGCCAACCCCACGGUCGGAAUUCCCACGGAUCACCGCAUCGCCACCUCCAAGAUGAAGCUUGAAUGCAGGAGGCCACAAGGUAAGUGACCCCCAGGUAGACCGAACAUUGAUCUGUUGUCUCUGCAUUUUGCCUGCUCUUGCUUGUUUGCCUUUGCCUGCUUGUCUGUGUUUAUGCUUGUUGUAAGCUAGAUACCAUUCUUCUCAAUACCGUUCUGUCGAAUAUUUCUGCCCAUCGUUUAUGUUUUAGCAACCAGUUAGUCUGGAGAGAGGGACGGGAUACUCUGGUUUCUCUCCGUCUUCCGUUCCCCCAUCCCCCCGUUCCCACUACUCAAAGGUCCCACGGCGAGAGUGACAGGAAUCACGUAGAUGGCUCACGAUAACUCGGGUCGUGCUCCCACUAAGCAAAGUGGAGACCUACAGUGGAGUGUGGCAGCGCCUGACACUACCGAGCAGCCCUUUUUUGGGGGUAUGCUGCUUGCCCCUGAAAGGGGAAAGGGGCUAGAAAAGGUGCCCUAAAAAUUGCUGGGUACCACGCAGUCUGUAGACUGGCCGUGGUCGCAGAGAAAAAACACACGGUCAAAACAGCCAAAACCUAAAAAACAACUAUCUCUCUCUUCCUCUUCCCGUCUCUUCUUCUUCUCCUCCCCGCCGCCCCAUUGGCCAGGCUGGUAGGGUGAAUCCGCUCACCCUGGCAGCCUGAAAUGUUCGUUCCCUUUUAGACAAUCCCAGGAGCAACCGCCCGGAAUGGAGGACGGCGCUAAUGGCCCGGGAACUGGCGCGCUACAAGGUGGACAUCGCCGCACUCGGCGAGUUACGGUUCUCCGAACAUAACCAACUGGAGGAGGUGGGUGCCGGCUACACCUUCUUCUGGAGCGGUUGUCCCAAGGCAGAGCGGCGGGACGCGGAUGUCGCCUUCGCCAUCCGAAUGACAUCGUGUGGCGACUGUCCUAUCUGUCGCAUGGUAUCAACGAUCGUCUGAUGAGCCUUCGCCUGCCUCUCUGGGGAGAGAAAUUCGCCAAAAUUGUCAGCGUCUAUGCUCUCCCGAUAACUAACCCUGACACUGCAAGGAACAAAUUCUACGAGAACCUGCACGCCCUCCAGGCGACUGUGUCGAAGGCGGACAAGUUGAUUGUCCUUGGUGACUUCAACGCCCGCGUCGGCACAGACCAUGCUACCUGGAGAGGAAUGCUGGGUCCCCACGGUCUCCGCGGCUCAAAAGACAAUGGUCUGUUGCUUCUUCGCACCUGCGCAGAACACCGACUCACCCUGACCAACGCCUACUUCUGCCUGUCGAUGCGAAAGAAGGCCACCUGGAUGCAUCCUCGGUCGCGUCAGAGGCACCUGCUGGACUAUGUCCUCGUCUGGAGGCGAGACCCGCGAGACGUACAGGUGACAAAGGCGAUUCCGGGUGCCGAUGGGUGGACCGACCAUCGUCUCUUUAUCUCAAAUAUGCGGAUUCGCCUACAAACUCGUAAGGGAUCUUAAGGUAAGCGACACCCAGAUAAGCUAAAUAUUGCUUUGUUGUCUUUGCCUGCUCGUCAUUUCCAAUUCGGCAGUGAGCUAGCUCAACUGCUAGCCAACCUUCCAGUUGCCGCUGCUGCCGCUGACGAGACCGUCUUCGUAGAGAACCGAUGGUGUCAACUGCUGGGCGCAGUCCAAUCGAUGGUCCUGGCUGUCCUCCGUCGUGCACCUUGCCAACGUCAGGACUGGUUCGAUGUCGACGCCGCCAUCAGCGACCUAUUCGCCGGAAAGAAGCGACUGCACAAAGCCUACGUCGACCGCCCCACCGCCGACAACAGAGUUGCUUUCUACCGUAGUCGUGGCCUUGUGCAAAAGCGGCUGCGAGAGGUGCAGGACACCUGGGCGGUUUGCAAGGCCGAGGAGAUCCAAGGGUGCGCGGACUUCAGCGAAUGGAGGACCUUCUUCUCCGCGAUGAGAGCUGUCUAAUGUCCGCCAACCAAAGGUACUGCACCCCUCUUCAGCGCCGACGGCAGUGCUCUACUCACCGAAAAGACUCAAAUUCUACAGCGAUGGGCUGAACACUUCCGAGGCGUCCCCAACCGCCCCUCCACCAUCUCCGACGCCGUCAUCGCCCGUCUGCCGCAAGUGGAGACCAGGGUCGACCUCGAACCCCGCCCUCUCUCCACGCCACCAUCAGAGCGUGCAACAGCUCUGCAGCGGGGAAGCGCCCAGAUCUGA
Molecule: messenger RNA, 6851 nt
Organism: Spirometra erinaceieuropaei
Lineage: Eukaryota; Metazoa; Platyhelminthes; Cestoda; Diphyllobothriidea; Diphyllobothriidae
Source: the annotation of a GenBank genome assembly